This is a messenger RNA of Closterium sp. Naga37s-1, 3677 nucleotides long. The record is from the annotation of a GenBank genome assembly. NCBI's taxonomy places the organism in Eukaryota, Viridiplantae, Streptophyta, Zygnematophyceae, Desmidiales, Closteriaceae.
AUGGCCUCAUUCCCUCGCGCCCUCCCAUUCUUCCUCCCCGUCCCGUCGCGCCUUGUCCUCAUCGCCCUCCUCGCGCUCAUCGCGCUCCUCCGCCAGGCGGAAGCCGCCUACACCGAUUCGCCGAUCCCCGACGGGUGCGUCGCGGAGAUAGCGGAGGUGGACCGGGAGGCCAUGCGCGCGGUGUACGCGGCGCUGCCCGAGGGGAUGUUCUUUUGGCACGACGGCAUACCGCAGUACAAGCUGUUCGACGACACCCACAAUGUCUCCUACUGCUGCGUCGCGCCUAAGCCCGCUGGUGUCUCGUGCCGCCUCUGGUGCCCGCUCGGGUGCACGCCCGCCGGCCGCAUCACGCGCAUCUUCUCCGACCCGAGCCGCUGGGACAUGCGCGGCGGGCCUGGCGGGAGCAGGGGGAGCUGUCCGCCCGGCGCGCUGUCGCCCGCCGUUGGCGAUCUUGCGGAGCUCUCCUCGCUGGUCUUCCGCCAUUCGUGCCUCGCCGGCGACUUGCCGGACUCCGUCACGCGCCUCCAGAAGCUGAAGAUGUUUGAAAUGCCCGAAAACAACUUCUCCGAGCCCAUUCCGCCAGGCCUUUUCCGCCUGCCCGCGCUCCGCCACGUGGAUCUCAACACGAUUAGUCCCUACCCGUACUUUCUAUUUCAAAAUGAAGGUCUUUCAGGGUCUCUUCCCGACGAGCCCGACGCGUACUCCCCGUCGCUGGAAACGGUAAUCCUGUAUGGCAAUGCGCUCUCGGGGGAGCUUCCGCGCGCCCUUCUCCGCGCGCCCGCGCUGAGUCGGUUGGACCUGCAGAGCAACAACAUCGCGGGGGAACUCCCGGGGGAGGCGGGCGCGUAUUCGCGGAGCAUUACCGCGCUCAUCCUGCGCAACAACAGCCUAUCCGGCGCCAUUCCGCCCGCGCUGGCGGAGAUGACGUCGCUCAAGGCGCUCGACGAAGUGCGGCUCAACAACAACGUACUCACUGGGCCGUUCUGCAACGCUCUGCUGCCCCCGCGCGAACUUUGGCUGGGCUUCAACGACCUGGGCGGCGCGACCGCCGGGAGCAGCGCCAGCGCCACUGGCGGCGGCGACGGGGGCGGCGGAGGUGAGGAGGAGGAAGGGGGGGGCUCUCUGCACGGCUGCGUGCUGCCUGCGAAGCUAGAGAUUCUCAGCGCGCCGCACGCGGGGCUGCGGGGGAGCGUUCCGUCCGACCUGUUCCUCGCGACAAACGCGCAGUCGGGGCGCAAGCCAUCCAUGGGCGGCUUGGGUAGGAUAAUCCGGAUCGACCUGAGCUACAACAACCUCUCGGGCAGCCUGAAGGCUUUCACGGUGCUUCCGACUAGGGUCUUGGACCUGUCGCAUAACAACUUCUCGGGCGGUAUUCCCGAGGCGAUUUUCAGCGGCGGCUUCUCGCUCGCGGACCUGCGGUUUAAAACCGGAGGUCCAAGAGUUUCUAAGUUAGGAAGGUUGAAAGGGGAGAGAAAGGACUGGGACAGGCUGCGCGUGAGCAACAACAGCGCGCGCAUGGCGCGCACCGUGGGCGCGGGUUACAUCCCCGCGCCGGCGCCUGGCGUGCAGGUCUCCGCUACGGAGACUGAGGCGCUGCUGGCGGUGCGCGAUGCGCUCCUGGGGGAAGCAGCGGGGGGAACGGAGUUUGCGGACGGCGGAAGCAGCUCGUGGGCGGAGAUUCUGCGCAGCUGGGACGCGAGCAGCAGCAGCACGCGUGCGUGGUACGGCGUGGGGUGCACAGCAGACGGACACGUGGACACAUUGCACCUGCUGGGCAAUGCUUAUGUCACCCUGCACCCCAACUUCGUCCCAGAAUCGCCCGAUUGCGAACACACCCAGUACGGAGACAGGAUAUGCGCGGACGCGGAUCCGCGACCUCCCCCCCAAGUGCAGUUCUUCCUGGAGGGCCUCCCUGGCGGCAGCUCGAACAGCUGUGCGAGUGCGGGCGGGAGUCUGUCGGAGGCGGUGGGGCAGCUGACGCACCUCACCUCUUUACACAUCUCCGGGCAUGCCCUCUCCGGCGGCCUGCCGCCGUCCCUCUCGCGCCUCUCUCACCUCGUCACUCUCGACCUCUCCUCCAACCGCCACCUCUCCGGCUCCAUCCCCCCCGCCCUCUUCGCCCUCCCCUCGCUGCGAGAGCUCUCCCUCCGCGGGAACAACCUCACGGGAGAGGUCCUCCCAACCACCACGGCAGCAACUGCAGCGGCAGCACUGUCAUCGAGCUUGGAGAUUCUAGAUUUAGGGGGGAACGCUCUCUCAGGGUCCAUAGUAGCGCAGGUGGGUCUUCUGACGGGGCUGACGCGCCUGGCGCUGGACCAGAACCGGCUGGACGGCGGCUUGCCAAGGGAGCUCGGCGUGCUCUGGAUGCUCCGAGACAUGCACCUGCAGGGGAACGCCCUCCAGGGGGACGUCUGUGCUCUCGCUGCUGCCUUCCCUGCUCCCCCUUCUGCCGCCUCCCCCCCCCCUGCUGCUGCUGCUGACGCUGGUAGUACUGCCGACCCUACUGCCUCCAGUGCGCCUGUCUUGUGGGGUCUCCGCGGGGUGUUUCCGCUGCUGACCCGUCCGGACAUCAGCAGCAACGAGCUCUUGGGCGAUGCAGCCACGCUCUCCCCUCUCCACCAAGAAUUCCACACACUCAACGUCUCUCACAACCGCCUCAAGUGUGGCCCUGGCAACGCCUCCUGGAACGCGUAUUACAUGGACCUCUCACACAACCGCAUUAGUGCCCCGCUGCAGGACCUCUUUGGGAAUGAUGACAGCCUCCAGUCCACAGUGCUGCGCCUGUCACACAACCAGCUCUCAGGACCCAUCCCUGCCACACUCCUGCAAAAAAAAAGUCUAGCAGAGCUGGACCUCUCCCACAACCUGCUCACGGGUUCGAUUCCUGCCAUAGUCAAUUUGUACUCCAUGAAGACGCUCGACCUGUCGCACAACCAGCUGUCCGGGGUGGAGGUUCGGCUGAGCCACAAUGAGCUCACUGGGAGCAUCUCUAGCUUUAUCUUCUCCUCGUCCCCCUCACUGCUCGACCUCUCCCACAACCAACUCUCUGGCCCCAUCCUAGACCCUCCCCAGGGGAACAGCCGGAGCUCCUCCGUCGACCACCUCUCCUACAUGGACCUCUCUUCAAAUAAACUCACAGGAAGCAUCUCCAAUGCUCUCGUCUCCGGCCUCACAGCCCUAUCCCGCUUAGAUCUCUCCGACAGCCUGCUCUCAGGCUCGCUGCCGCGCUCGCUAGCUCUUGCCCCCUUGCUCACCGACCUCAACCUCUCACGCAACAAGCUCAAAGGCUCCCUGCCUGCCUUCUGCCAGGGCAAGCAGCACCUCGCCUCUCUCCUCCUCUCCUCCAAUGCUUUCUCCGGCCCCCUCUCCUCCCUCCUCCCCUCCUCCUCCUUCUGCGCCUCCUCCCUCCUCUCCCUCAACGUCUCCACCAACCAGCUCUCCGGCUCGCUCCCCUCGUCGCUCUUGCGCUUCACCGCUCUGCACUCCUUGCAGGCUGCGAGCAACCGCAUGAGCGGCAGCAUCCCUGCAGGGCUGGCAUCGCUGACGGCCCUGCAGGAGCUGGACAUGUCGUGGAGCGGGCUGUCAGGCACCAUCCCUGCGCGCCUGCGUGCUGCUGCCCCCUCCCUGCAACUUUCUCUCCCAAGUCGUGCCGUGUCUUCCGCCUUCGCAUUGGCUUG